Messenger RNA from Scheffersomyces stipitis CBS 6054, 1404 nucleotides. It is a transcript of the gene COQ6, whose product is annotated as putative N,N-dimethylaniline monooxygenase. Gene Ontology annotation, biological process: ubiquinone biosynthetic process. Lineage: Eukaryota; Fungi; Ascomycota; Pichiomycetes; Serinales; Debaryomycetaceae. The coding region runs from base 1 to 1404 and encodes 467 amino acids. Gene Ontology annotation, molecular function: FAD binding; 2-octaprenyl-6-methoxyphenol hydroxylase activity; oxidoreductase activity, acting on paired donors, with incorporation or reduction of molecular oxygen, NAD(P)H as one donor, and incorporation of one atom of oxygen. The transcript has a single exon. The record is from RefSeq and is a predicted model, not a curated record. Gene Ontology annotation, cellular component: mitochondrion.
AUGCAGGAUAUUGUAGUGAUUGGAGGAGGUCCAGCAGGUUUGUCUCUAUUGGCAGCCUUGAAAAGCUCACCUAAAACAAGACAUUUGCUGUGUACUUUGAUCGAGGGAAGCUCUUUACAGUCUGUUAGGGAUUUCUUAGUUGAGCCACCAGAAGAAUACACCAACAGAGUGGUGUCGUUGACUCCCAAAUCUGUUGAGUUCAUGCAACAGAAAGUUGGAAAUUGGGAUUUUAUCAAGCAAGACAGAGUCAGAUUCUACGAUAAUAUUGUAGCUUAUGAUUCGCAAGACAAUGACGCCAGAAUUGAAUUUGAUGCUACGCAAAUAGGUGCUGGAGUGUUGGCAGUCAUGUGUGAGAAUAUCAACAUCCAGAGCUCUCUUAUUGGAAGAUUGAACGAACUUGGUAUGGACGACUCCACCACUAUUCUUGACAACACCAAAGUCAUAGAUAUCACGAGUCCAAUCCAUCACGAUUUGGACCAACAUGAUCUCAAUGAAAUCGACGUGAAUCUGGGCAAGUCAGAUUUGGACUGGCCGAUCGUAAAGCUCUCUACAGGUGAAUCUAUUCAGGCUAGAUUAUUGGUUGGUUGUGACGGCUACAACUCUCCAGUGCGUAAGUUUGCUGGAAUAGAGAGCAGAGGAUGGCAGUACAACACUUUCGGAGUUGUGGCUACUAUCAAAAUGCAAUACGAAGACCACCGUUCUAUCGGAUGGCAGAGAUUCUUGAGCACGGGCCCUUUGGCGAUUUUGCCAUUGUCUGAAGAUAACGCUACAAUUGUCUGGUCCAGUACUCCUUGGUUGUCUGAGUUGUUAUUGAAAGUCAAUCCAGACAUCUUCCCACAUUUGAUCAACGCUGGUAUGACAUUGGAAGAAGUAGACUUGAAGUACAUCUACUCCAUGUUAGACAAGGAUCCCAACGACUUUAAGGUGUUGGACGAGAUCCAGUGGAGAUUGUCAAAAAUUGACAUCAAGUCGUUGGAGGAAAACUACCCGUUGCCAGUUGUGGAACUUAUUCAGAACAGUAGAGCUAGAUUCCCAUUGAAGUUGUCUCACGCUGAUACCUACGUAGCGCCCAGAGUCGCUCUUGUGGGUGAUGCUGCACACACUAUCCACCCCUUGGCUGGUCAAGGUUUGAACAUGGGCCAAUCAGACGUGGGAUUCUUAGUAGAUGCAUUAGAGAAGGGCAUUGAAAGAGGGUUGGAUAUCGGAUCUACCAUGGUAUUGGAUUCUUAUGUUGCUAACGCUUGGCCAGGUAACCAUAUGAUGCUAGGUGUUUGUGAUAAACUCCACAAGGUUUUCACUACCGAUUUUGGACCUGUAGUCUUGUUGAGAGGUUUGGGUAUCAAGUCGCUCAAUAUGGCCGAAUCCGUCAAGGACUUAAUGAUAAAAGCCAUUAGUGGUAGAUAA